Molecule: messenger RNA, 2163 nt
Organism: Jatropha curcas
Lineage: Eukaryota; Viridiplantae; Streptophyta; Magnoliopsida; Malpighiales; Euphorbiaceae
Product: CDK5RAP3 protein homolog
Biological process (GO): regulation of mitotic cell cycle
Cellular component (GO): endomembrane system
Source: RefSeq, a predicted model, not a curated record
ACCUAAUAAACUCAUCGCUCCAACUCGAACGAACUCUAACAGCUUGUCAGCAUCUUGACUCGUUUGCGGGACGAGUCCACUGAACUCGAUUUGACUACGAAAGCAAUAGCAAUUAACAGAGAAACUAACUCCUGAACAUUUCUCCAGUAGCCCCUAUCAGUCCUAGUUUGGCCAAAUUCGCCAUUUCCAAACAGAAAUGCAGACUCCUGAUGACAUUCGAAAUCUCCCUAUCGACAUCACAUUUUCACGUCUUGGAGAAUGGUUGGUUGAUCGGAAGAGAGUACCCGCCGAUUGGAGAAAACGGAUUGCCGCCGUCAGAGCUCGAAUUUCUAAGGAGUUCUCCUCUCUGCCUAAGGAUAUAGAUCCCUAUUUCCAAACCCUUGACCCCGAAGGGAUUGGGUAUUUAGAGGCCAAGAAAAUUUAUGAUGUUCUUGUGAAAAAGACUCCAGAAAGCCGGAAUAUAUUUGGUCGGCUAUCAGGUGCUGCUGGUGCUUGGGAGGCAAUUGUGCAUUCUUUUGAGAAGGACUACAUCUACCUAGGUGAGGCUGCACAAAUAAUAAUUCAAAAUGUAAAUUAUGAAAUACCAUAUCAGAAAAAGCAGGUACAGAAGAUCCAGCAACAAUUAGCAGAACUAGAGCGCAAGGAAGCUGAUAUAAAAAGAAGUGCAUCUCUUUCAGCAGCUAAAUAUAUUGAGGCUUGUCAAGAGCUUGGACUGCAGGGAAACAAUGUUAGAUCUGAACUCUUAGAGACUGCAAAAUCACUACCAGGCACAUUUAGCAGGAUUCUUGAAGUAAUAAAUAGUGAUUCUCUGCUGCGGGCAAUAGAGUAUUAUUCCACUUUUGUCAAAGAUGUUCACACAGAAAAGGAUAAAUCGUCAUGGACAAUAUUAUUGAACUUGAAAGACAUUCGUGAAAACCCUCCAUCACUAAAUGUUUCUGCUGGCCCAGAGAUCCUUGAUGCUGCAAAUGUGCAAUUAAGUUUUGAUGAAUCAAGUCAUGUGAGAGGGGACAAGGAUGCUAUUUCAGAUAGUAUUGAUUGGGAUAUUUCUGUCGAUAGUGCUCAGAUUGACUGGGAUAUUGGAGUUGUGGAAGAAACUGAUGAUGGUGGUAAUGGUUUGGGUCCUUAUGAGAUUGUGAAUGCUAGUGACAUCUUACAGAGUUCAUCACAAAAUGAAGCUGUAGAAUCCGAACGAACCCCAUUAAAUAAAGGGGAAGACAGCUUGCAUCCAGAGGUUUCUGUAUCAGAAAUAUCUUGGGAUAUUAGUGUUGAAACACCUCAGGUUGAUGUCAUUGACGAUGUCAAUUUGCUAAAUGGUAGCCUGGAAAAUCCUACAUUUGUUCCAGACUCUUUAAUGCACAAUGCAGGAGUGAAGGAAGAAAGGAGCCAGCUUUUGGAGACCGAGUACAGGAAUAAACUUCUUGAUGACUUAUAUGAGAUCAAAGCAUUUUUGAGCCAGCGAUUGACUGAGUUGAGAAAUGAAGAGACUUUGUCCUUGCAACAUCAAGUACAGUCUGUUGCUCCGUUGGUUGUGCAGCAGUAUACUCCUGAUGCCAUUGAGACAAUGUUGUCAGAUGUUUUCUUGGUCAUUUCCUUGCUGACAAAUAGGAAAACGCGAGACUUGAUAAUGAUUCUCAAUUCCAGAAGGUUUCUAGACAGACUGGUAAGUUCAUUGGAGGAAAAGAAGCAUCACGAGUUGAAAUUAAAAGAGGGGUUGAAGGACUUGGCGGCUAAACGCAUGGAACUUCACAAUUCAUUAUCUUCAUCAUGGCCAAAGCAGGAAGCUGCUCUUGCGAAAACCAGAGAGCUGAAGAAGCUUUGUGAGAGUACCCUUUCAUCCAUGUUUGAUGGAAGACCUGUUAACAUAAUUGGUGAGAUCAAUACCUUAUUGAACAGCGGCGUUAAUGCAUGAACUCUCCAUGGCCUUUUGAUUUGGGCAAAGAAUGUUAACGUUGGAAUGAGAUGAUCGGCAUAUUGCAGCCAUUAUUGCAUACAUACUGUUGUAAGAUGAUCACAAGCAUGAAGAUAUGAUUUUACUUUUUUUUGCUUCCCUUAAAUCAAAAAUUAAAGAAGAUGAACAAAUUUUGGGAUUAUGCCCACGGGAGGCACAUGCAACGCAAGCCUGCAAAUUACUUAAAUCUUUUUUUCCGGUGCAUUUAGAUGGCU